GUAUUUAUGCCAACUUCAACUGAAUUUUUAUCCAAGUCGAAACGAGAAGAAUGCUGGAGAUCACGUGAUGCUUAUUGGGAGUGCGUUACUAGCCUAUCCUCGGAAAAUCCUGAACCUGAUGAAAAGCUGAUAAAAAAACGAUGUGGUAGUCAAAGAAAAGCUUAUGAAGCUUCUUGUCCACAAACAUGGAUUAGCCUAUUCGAUAAGAAAAAAGAUUUUGAAUUAUUCAAAGCAAAGAAAUUUGAAGAGCGGUUGAAACAAAGUAUUAGUUGAGUUGAUAAUGAUGAGGUGAACUGCACUGAUAAUUUGCAAAUUUAUCAUUGUGUAAUUACGCAAUAUUAUUUAUGUAUUACGAUAGAUGAUAUACAUAUAUUUAAUAUAGAAUUAACUUUGAACGACAAUAUGGUGAGGUGUCUUUUUCAUUUUUACUAUUUAUUUACUACUACUACUACU
Molecule: messenger RNA, 453 nt
Organism: Trichobilharzia szidati
Lineage: Eukaryota; Metazoa; Platyhelminthes; Trematoda; Strigeidida; Schistosomatidae
Source: the annotation of a GenBank genome assembly